CUGCUCCCGCGCCGGAGCCGCCCUUUUCCUCCGCGCGGGGCCGGGCCGGGAGCGCCGCGGGCCAUGGCCGGGCUGCGGACGCUGCUGCUGCUGGGUUGCGCGCUGACCGCCGCCCGCGCCUUCAACUUGGACGCCGAGCGGCCGGCCGUGUACUCGGGCGCCGAGGGCAGCUAUUUCGGCUUCGCCGUGGACUUCUUCGCUCCCGAUCCCUCCUCGAUAUUUCUUCUGGUGGGAGCUCCAAAAGCAAACACCUCCCAGCACAACGUGGUAGAAGGGGGCCAGGUGCUGCAAUGUAACUGGAAUUCCAACAGGAACUGCCAGCCCAUCAUCUUCGACUCCACAGGCAACAGAGAUUUUGCUCCUGAUGAUCCACUGGAAUUUAAGUCUCAUCAGUGGUUUGGAGCAUCUGUGAGAUCCAAAAAUGAUAAGAUUUUGGCUUGUGCCCCAUUGUAUCACUGGAGAACUGAAACAAAACAAGAGCGAGAGCCUGUGGGAACUUGUUACCUGCUCACUGGAUCCAAAUCUGUGGAAUAUGCACCCUGCAGGUCAACCACUAUUGAUGCAGAUGGGCAAGGAUUUUGUCAAGGUGGAUUUAGUAUUGACUUUACAAAGGGAGACAGAGUCCUGCUUGGAGGACCUGGCAGUUUUUACUGGCAAGGCCAGCUCAUUUCUGAUCGAGUGACAGAGAUUGUGGCUAAAUAUGACUCCAAAGUCUACAGUACAAAAUAUGACGACCAGUUAGCAACCAGACCUGCUAGUGCUGCUUUUGAUGACAGCUACUUGGGUUAUUCCGUGGCUGUUGGAGACUUCAGUGGUGAUGGCAUAGAAGACUUUGUAUCAGGAGUCCCAAGAGCAGCAAGAACUCUAGGCAUGGUGUCCAUCUACAAUGGGAAAAACAUGUCCUCCAUGUACAACUUCACUGGAGAGCAGAUGGCUGCCUAUUUUGGGUAUUCAGUGGCUGCCACAGAUAUCAAUGGGGACGAUUACACAGAUUUGUUUAUUGGAGCCCCACUCUUUAUGGAUCGAGGUUCUGAUGGGAAACUUCAAGAGGUCGGCCAAGUUUCCAUUUGUCUUCAAAGAGCCUCUGGAGGGUUUCAGAUCGCAAAGCUGAAUGGUUUUGAGAUAUUUGCAAGAUUUGGCAGUGCUAUUGCACCCCUGGGUGAUCUAGACCAGGAUGGCUUUAAUGAUAUUGCAGUAGCUGCUCCAUACGGUGGAGAGGACAAGAGAGGACUUGUCUAUAUCUACAAUGGAAGAGCAACUGGUUUGAAUGCAGUCCCAUCUCAGAUUCUUGAAGGGCAGUGGGCUGCUCGUACUAUGCCACCCAGCUUUGGGUACUCACUGAAAGGAGCCACAGACGUGGACAAAAAUGGAUAUCCAGACUUGAUUGUUGGAGCCUUUGGUGUUGACACAGCUGUUUUGUAUAGGGCCAGACCAGUUAUUAGAGUGAAUGCUGCCCUGGAAGUUAAUCCAACCAUUCUAAACCCAGAAAACAAAGCCUGUUCACUGUCAGAUGUAAAAGUUUCAUGCUUCAAAGUAAAAUUCUGCUUAAAAGCAGAUGGCAAAGGAAAGCUCCCUAAUUCACUCAAUUUCCAAGUGGAGCUGCUGUUGGAUAAACUGAAGCAAAAGGGAGCUAUAAGGAGAGCUCUCUUUCUCCACAGCAAACAGCCUAGCCAUUCCAAGAACAUGACUAUUACAAAGGGAGGCAAAAUGAAUUGUGAAGAACUUGAUGCUUUUCUGAGGGAUGAAUCUGAAUUUAGAGACAAAUUAACUCCCAUUACAAUUUUUAUGGAAUAUCGUCUUGAUUACAAAACAGCUGCAGAUGCAACAGGAUUGCAUCCUAUCCUCAAUCAGUUCACUCCUGCUAAUAUGAGCAGACAGGCACACAUCCUGUUGGAUUGUGGUGAGGAUAAUAUCUGCAAACCAAAGCUGGAGGUUUCAGUAAGAAGUGAUCAGAAGAAGAUCUACAUUGGUGAUGACAAUCCCUUAACGCUGACUGUCAAUGCAGAGAAUCAAGGGGAAGGAGCCUAUGAAGCAGAACUCUUUGUCAUUGUUCCUCCCCAAGCAGAUUUCAUUGGUGUUGUUCGAAAUAAUGAGGCUUUAGCAAGAUUGUCAUGUGCAUUUAAAACUGAGAAUCAAACUCGCAUGGUGGUUUGUGACCUGGGAAAUCCCAUGAAAGCAGGAACUAAGCUAUUAGCUGGCCUACGUUUCAGUGUGCACCAGCAAUCUGAAAUGGAUACCUCUGUGAAGUUCGACUUGCAAAUACGAAGUUCCAACCUGUUUGACAAUCUAAGUCCUGUAGCAUUCUAUCAGGUUGACCUUGCCAUUUCAGCAGCUGUUGAAAUUAGAGGCGUGUCAUCUCCUGAUCACAUAUUCCUUCCUAUUGCAAAUUGGCAGCCCAAGGAGAAUCCAGAAACAGAAGAUGAUAUAGGGCCUCUAGUUCAGCAUAUCUACGAGCUGAGAAACAAUGGCCCAAGUGCUUUCAGCAAGGUGAUGAUGACUCUGCAGUGGCCUUACAAAUACAAAAACUAUACGCUGUUGUAUAUUGUUCAGUAUGACAUCGAUGGUCCCAUGAACUGCACUUCUGAUAUGGAGAUCAAUCCAUUGAAAAUUAAGAUUUCUGCUUCUAAAGAGGAUGAGAAGAAUGAAACAUUUAGCAGGGAAGAUAAUCGCAAUCAUCGUAUCAGUCGGAGAGAUUUAACUGCCAUUGAAGGAGACGUGCAAACCUUGGGCUGUGGAAAUGCUGAUUGUUUAAAGAUAGUCUGCCAAGUUGGCCACCUGGAAAGGGGGAAGAGUGCAAUACUGUAUUUAAAAUCACGACUUUGGACCCAAACUUUCAUGAACAAAGAAAAUCAGAAUCACUCCUAUUCCCUUAAAUCAUCUGCUUCGUUCAAUGUUAUAGAGUUCCCUUACAAGAACCUUUCUUUUGAAGAUAUUCACAAUUCCACAGUGGUUACUACAAAUAUUACAUGGGGCAUUCAACCACAGCCUAUGCCUGUGCCAGUGUGGGUUAUAAUUUUAGCUGUCCUAGCAGGAUUAUUGCUCUUGGCUGUUCUGGUGCUCGUUAUGUACAGGAUGGGCUUUUUCAAACGUGUGAGACCACCUCAAGAAGAACAAGAAAGAGAACAGCUGCAACCACACGAGAAUGGGGAAGGAACGUCAGAAGCUUAAGCAGAGUUUUAUCUACUACUCGCAUGUCUAGGCACUAUAAGGAGAUGAGGAGAAAAGAAAAACAGCACAACAAAACAUGGUCAAGAUUUCUUCAGCUGACGUGAAAGGGUUUUUGUAGCCCUGUUAAUGUCAUUGCUAACUAUGUCUUAAUUUUACUGUGGCAACUGGAAAAUCAUUUUGCUGUUCAAGAUAAAGAGGUACAUUUUGUUGGUACAUGUACUGUAGCUAUGGAAAGCUUCUUCCAUUUACUUAAGUUACAUAAACACUUAUUUAAACAAUUUUUAUUUUCCAAUGUUCUAUUUGAGAAUAAAUGCAAGUAGUUACUUCUCCCAUAUCCAUUAAUUUCCACUUGGACUGGUUAAAGAAAGAAAAGUAGCAUACAUAAAUGGAGCAUACGGAGAAUGUCAAUAGAUAUAACAUCCCAAAUUCACUUUCAAGUCAUGUUAUUCUUUCAGGAGGGUUCUGAAGAGACCACUUUUCUGAAGGGAUGUACAGGCAGGGAUGUACAUUUUGCAUUUUAAACUUGAUAGUAUGGUUAAAGAAAACACAUGCACUUGUGUCACUAUAAAUUUUACAGUGGCAUACAAGCAUUGAUGUAUUCUUAUAGCACAUAUUUUAGAGAGAUGUUAAAACUUUCAAAUAAACUUAAAAAAUGUAUUUUGGAGUGAAAUUAAUGCCCUUGAGUCGAAACUAAUGCAAAUAAGAUGCAUACUGCAAGCAUUAAGAAGCAGCCACUAGAAAUACAGUAUCAAAUAAUUGUCUUAGCCUUCUUUUCAGAGAGUUAUGUUUCAGAAGCAAAAUGUUUAUGUAUAUAGUAUCAGGAACUACGUAAUUCUUUAGCCAAUGGAAACAUUAUCUUUUAUAGUGAAAAAUGAAAUUCUGUAAAUGUAAAUGUGAAGAGGAGGAUCUAACUGAAAGGUUGUUUCUCCCAAGAAACACUACCAAAUUGAGAUAGCUUUUGUCUAACCAUGACUGCAAAGUCAGACAUUUAUUAACAUAAAUGGAAAUAUUUGAGAGAUGUCGACGGGGUUGGUACCAAGUUUAUCAUUUUACUUGUUCCACUGUUCUAAAUUGUGAUUGACGUGUGGAUCUUAGAUUCAUAUAAUGCUUAUGAAACUCUUAAGAAAGUUUAUUAUAUAUGUACUUUCUUAAAAAAAAAAAAAAAAGUUUAUUCCAAGCAAAGGCUUCAAUGUUUUUAUGUUUCUCAAUUUGUGUCUAUGGUUAAACAGCCAUUUAGCUAAACUCUCAUGAGUAUUUACAGAAUAUUCUAGCUGUUUAUCAGCAUAUUCUUGGUCCUUCAAAGGAUUCAUGUUGCACUUCAAUUUUCUGCAACACUGAGCUCUACUGAUGGUUAUCCCUAGGUCCUGAAGUAUUUAUCCCAUCCCAUCCCAAAUAGUCAGCAAUGGAGCAACAUUACACUGGUGAAAAUCCAGUUAGUUUUUUUUUCUUUGGUCUGUGUCAAGCCACAGUCCAGUGAAAUGACAGAAAACCUGACAUUCACUGCAGUUGCCUUUCAAUUAUACUCUUCACGUUCAACGUUAAUGAAGACAAAACAAAGGAGUUCAUGAAAUGAAAAUGGAAGUCCAGUAUAAAAAGUAGUUGGCAGACCACAGAUAAGCAUUACGGUGAAGGCAGAGUUCUUUGUUUGCUCACUUGAGUGAUGGGGUAAACCCAUAAGUAGUGGCAGUGGCCUUCAAUUACAAACAAAUGGCAUACAUUGGAGCAUGAUUCCAUGCUGAGCUCUACUGAUUCUCACAGAUGGGAGUGGGAUCUGAGCUCUUUGGUACAGAAUCUCUACCUUCUCAUUCCCAAGUGCAAUAUACCAUGAUCAGAACUAGUGCACUGCCAAGAUGUCUGGUUUUGUUUGUCUAGGAAGGGAUGUAGCAUUUGUUGACUUGCAGCGGUCAAUAUUUUUCAAAACUUUAACAAAACUAGUGUGAUGAAAUGAAAUGAUAAAUGAAUGGUGUACAAAGAUGUUGAUCCACCCACAUUGGGUGAAACAAGAUGUAUAUUCUAACCUAUAUUCAUUACUAAAUGUUGAAUUAUUGAGAAUUGGUACAAUAUUCUUUAAGUCGACUCUUGAAAAUGUGUCUAGAGACAGUACAAUAAUGGGUUUGAGUCUGUAGUGCUACUGCUGUUUCAUAGAACGUUGGUCUUUUUUUUUUUUUCCAUUGUGUAAAAGUUUUCAAUAAUAACCCAAGGAACUUAAGCAUUACCCGCAGUGACCUCUCCAGAUAUGCUUCAUUAAGAUUGAAUAACUUGACCUUUGGCUUUUGUAAAGAAAAUGAAGAAUUGAUGUAGCAUUUCAGAAUCUUCAAAAGCAUCUUCAAAAGAUGUUUUCAGGUUUAGGUGGCCCUUUCUAGUCCAGGAAGGCAACUGGUAUUUGCUAUGAUAUAAAUAUGUUGAAAAUGUAAGGUUGUAUUUUUUGGUAAUAGAAUUUUGUCAUUGAUUUUUUGCUCGUGCAUUAAAUCAUUAUAGCAUAGUUUGCACAGGCAGAAAAUUAACAUACUAAUGAGACUGCUGCGUUUUGGGUUUCUUAGUUAUGUAGUAAAUAUUUGUAAUGAAUGGGAAUAUUUUCAGCAACUAUGAACUUGUUUCCAAGGUCUUCGGUACAUUUAAAGAGAGCAAUAUACAUUUGAAGUCACCUUAUUUUUAUUAAAUUAUAAACCUUGAAAAAAAAAGUGGAUAUUAUAGCACAGUAAUUUUGUACUGAUAUCAAAAAUAGCUAUUAAGCUAUGGUUUACUUUUCAAUGCAUUCUUUUCAUCUUAAUUGAAAAUUGAUUUUAUUAGGUUGUAUUUUUCUAUAUGUGUAUGCAAUUUCAAAAUAUUGUUGGAUAACCUGUUUGAAAAAAAUGUAUUUUGAGUUGAUUUUGAUGUUAAGAAUUUUGGAAUAAAAUACCUCUUAACUAUCAUGGCUUCCUUCAUUUUUCUUUCCUAGAUUAUUUUAAAAAUAUAUAUCUAAUUUACCUUCAUGUAUUGCAUUGUAUAUGUUUACAAUCACCAUGACGUACUAACCAUGAAAAGGUCGUAUUUUUGUAACUUCUACACUUUCAGGUAAAACAGAGUAGGUUAAUCUCAAGUCAAAAGAAUUCAUAGCCACAAGCAAAAAUGAAGAUGUGGUCAGAAAGAAUUUUCUCAUCACAAAAAAAACCAAACCAAUUUUCUUACAGAAAUUUCUGUGUACCAAAAGUAACUCAGAUUCUGUAGCUGUUGCAUCAUUGUAGAAAAUGUUCAGUUCUCAUUCUUUGCCCAGGAGAAGUCUCAGAAGUAUUGUUUUUGGUUGUUGUCGUUGUGUUCUUAGCCUAACUUUGUGUUAGGAUUACAGUCUAAAUAACAAUCAUCCUUGUGAGUAAACACUUUGUGUCACGAUAAAGGUAUACACUUUUACUUUC
Molecule: messenger RNA, 6560 nt
Organism: Tympanuchus pallidicinctus (lesser prairie-chicken)
Lineage: Eukaryota; Metazoa; Chordata; Aves; Galliformes; Phasianidae
Gene: ITGAV
Product: integrin subunit alpha V
Exons: 31
Coding region: 64-3168 (1034 amino acids)
Biological process (GO): angiogenesis; integrin-mediated signaling pathway; cell adhesion mediated by integrin
Cellular component (GO): external side of plasma membrane; integrin complex
Molecular function (GO): integrin binding
Source: RefSeq, a predicted model, not a curated record